UAGCGGCUCGAGCUGCACAGGCUACCUACUAUCUUGCACGUAUUCAUACGCACGGGUCACAGACCUCGCAGCGCUGCUAAAGUCUGCUCGCAAAGCUGAGGUCCAAGCAGCUCUGCCGGCAGAGCUCUGGAAUCGCGGCAGGAGAGCGCAGAGCAGCACGACUCGCCGCGGCAGCAUAGACCAUGUCCGACUCCGACAGCGACGAAGAUUUCGUGGAUCUGACGCAGGAGGACGACGACGAGCGGCCCAAGCCCAAGCCGGCCAAAAAGCCCGCCGCGAAAGCCAAAGCGCCGCCGAAGAAGAAGGCGGCCAAGGCGCCCAAAGAUGAUGAGGAUGAGGAGCCCAAGGAGGCGCCAAAACCGAAGCCCAAGCCCAAGCCGCGGCCCAAGAAGCCCACGGGGCCAAGAGGCGACAUGCCCCUCGUGCUCACGGCCGGCGCGGGCCGCGACGGCAAAAGGACAUUAAUGGUCGAGCUCGAUUCGAAAGCGGGAGGCUUCGGCGUCGACACGGGCGCUAUCGGGCGCGCGUCGUUCCCUAGAGUUGAUGGGAAGCGCAAGUUUCGGUUGGACCUGCGAGGCCAGGAAUACGACGCCACCAUCCGCCCCUGCGCGACGAUGCUCGUGCUGAAUGUGGCCGGCGCCGAAGCCAGAGUAGAAACGGUCAUCAGCGAGUACGCGACCAUCAAGCACACGCACGACGCGACAACCGCCUACGAUCAAGAUUUCGGGACGUACGCGGGCGACGCGAACGUGAACGCGCGCCGUCGGCGCGGCGACAGCGACGGCAGCGACAGCGACGCGGCUCCACAAAAGAAGAAGCCGAAGAAGAAGCCAGCGGCGCGGAAGCGGAAGCCUGCCGCUCGGAAGAAGAAGUAAUCA
Messenger RNA from Pelagomonas calceolata, 878 nucleotides. The record is from the annotation of a GenBank genome assembly. NCBI's taxonomy places the organism in Eukaryota, Pelagophyceae, Pelagomonadales, Pelagomonadaceae.